Messenger RNA from Lodderomyces parapsilosis, 972 nucleotides. It is a transcript of the gene COQ4, whose product is annotated as ubiquinone biosynthesis protein. Bases 1 to 972 code for a protein of 323 amino acids. The record is from RefSeq and is a predicted model, not a curated record. The transcript has a single exon. Gene Ontology annotation, cellular component: mitochondrion; mitochondrial inner membrane. Gene Ontology annotation, biological process: ubiquinone biosynthetic process. NCBI's taxonomy places the organism in Eukaryota, Fungi, Ascomycota, Pichiomycetes, Serinales, Debaryomycetaceae.
AUGAUCACACGUGUCUCCAGAGGGUCUUCCCUACUAUCAUCUUUACCUCGCACCCAAAGACGAACCUUUGUUUUCACCACCUUAGCAACCACAUUAUUUGGCUCUGUUCUUUGGUCAAAAAACAAUGUGCUUGCAUCCAAAAUGGAAAAUGGUCAAUUACAUUAUGACGACCCAAACAAAAAAUUCAAUUCAGAGAAACGACCAGCUUUUCGACGUCCAGAUCCAGAGUACCCUGGCCAUACGCCAUUGUACAAUUUUGAGAAAGCAUUGAUGUUUCUCGGAUCUUCAAUUGGAUCAUUCUUCCACCCAGAGAGAAAUGAGUUUAUUGUUGCUCUUGGAGAAUCGACUGCUAUUGAACCAGUUUUGAAGAGCUUACAAAGAACAAUGUUGAGUGACAAGACUGGUAGACAAAUUCUUCGUGAACGGCCACGCAUUACUUCAACAUCGUUGGAUUUGGAUUAUUUGCGUUCCUUACCUGACAACACGAUUGGGAAACAGUAUAUUGUGUGGCUAGACCGUGAAGGUGUUAGUCCCGACACCAGAGUACCUGUUAAAUACAUCGACAAUGAAGAGCUUGCCUAUAUUUUCCAACGGUAUCGUGAAUGUCACGAUUUCUACCAUGCAAUCACUGGGUUACCAAUCAUUAUCGAGGGUGAGAUUUCAGUCAAGGUUCUUGAGUUUCUCAAUAUUGGUAUACCAAUGAGUGGAUUAGGUGCAUUAUUUGCUCCAUUGAGAUUGAAACCGAGCCAACGAAAGAGAUUGAGAGAAAUUUAUUAUCCAUGGGCAAUGCAAAAUGGUUUGUUUUCCAAGCCUUUGAUUAACGUGUAUUGGGAAAAGAUUUUGGAGAAGGAUAUCAAUGAAUUCAGACAGGAAAUGGGAAUUCAACCACCUCCAGAUUUGAGAAAUAUGAGAAAGGAGUUUUUUGCAAUGAAGAGGAAGGAAAAAGAGUUGAAGCAACAAGGGUUGAAGUGA